Messenger RNA from Neurospora hispaniola, 2730 nucleotides. RefSeq lists its product as uncharacterized. NCBI's taxonomy places the organism in Eukaryota, Fungi, Ascomycota, Sordariomycetes, Sordariales, Sordariaceae. The record is from RefSeq and is a predicted model, not a curated record. The transcript has 4 exons. Gene Ontology annotation, molecular function: ATP binding; protein serine/threonine kinase activity. Bases 333 to 2498 code for a protein of 721 amino acids. Gene Ontology annotation, biological process: peptidyl-serine phosphorylation; peptidyl-threonine phosphorylation.
UAACCCACCUCAUACACUCCAGGCAGAUUAUGCCUCCUUUACCGCAAUUGCCAUACCCUACCCCGGGUUGGUGUGUUGAGUUCAGCAACAGUGCUAAACUAACGUGAUGGCUGCGCCUCCGAGGCACUGCGUACUCAGCACGAUAGAUCAGGUAACAAAGCUCCGACUAACCUUCAAUUGCCAUAAUGUGCCAUCUCAGUUGGAAUUGCUUAUGUAUGGCUUUGCUUCAUUCCAAAGGAUGCUCACUUCUAUCCAACUGGCUAGAAUAGUGGUCACAGCGCGCUCUGGGAACAGGUUUAUGGCCCGCAAUAACGGACAUCCAAGCAAUUACCAUGUCUCGCACCCAUCCCGGACCAGCCAGAAACCCAAUUCCCACCAUCAGUAUCACUCGAGCCAACAAACUCUCCCAAGCAGAACAGCCUGUCAUAAACCAGCAAGGCAGCUCGGCGGAUGUGCAAAGCCAAGGUUCACACAGCGUUAUUGACUCCGAGGAUUACGGCUCCUUUUAUACCUCUAGUCCGUCCGAUAACCUCAGCCUUUUGGAAGAAAACCACUGUCAUCCACUUGAUAAUGAUGGCUGGCCUACUGGCCCAACGGAAAACCUGGAACGGAAGCCAAAAAUCGAGGAAUCCUUUGAGGAGCUCAGACUGCCAAUACAUGGCAAAGAUGUCAACAAUCAAGGCUGUGAACCGGUUGUUGAGAUUCCACGUAUUCUUCGAGCUUGGCCCAUGAGAUAUCCUGAAGAGACUCUACAGGAUCGGAUAUACAGGGCAUUAGAAGGCAAUGAUCAAAUAACCAGAGGCUUCUUCCCGGCCAAAUCACUCUCACACAUACUCAAUGAACAAACGGUUUAUAUGGAGCUCCUUGGUCGCCUUUCCCUCGAUAUCUACGAUCGAGAUGAAAUAUGGACAACGGCACAGAAGGUCUGCGGGACAUCAUCUACCAGCAUUCCAGGUGUAUCAUUUCGAAAGAUAUUUGCCAUACUGGUUAUGAUCGAGAAGACGGCAGCUAUCGUCAAGUUCUUGGACCAGGACGUCAAUGACUCCGAUCUCCCACUUGAAGCAUACUAUCCGCCGUCCAAGAAACUUGUUUCUGAGCUUCGACGAUCGAAUGCAAAAGACGGCAGAGUUGAGAUCAAAUUGUUCCGUGCUGGAUGGACGACCGGUCAGAUGAUCAACUUUGAAGAGAAGCAAUGGACAACACUGGCCCCUAUCUUCAAGAGAUCGGACGAGGACAAAAUUGUGUCCCAUUACACUUCAUCGAGUGGCAAAAUUCCCUUGCCGUUCAUCAAAGGUGUGUACGGAGAAGGUGUAUUUGAGUUUGAGGGUGGGGGCGGUCGUGUCUCCAAAGUCAGGAUUCAUCCUGAUCAUCAUUCAUUCCAUUACACAUAUUGUCCUCUUAAUGCCUCUACACCUGAAGCAAACAGAUCUAUCGACGCCGCCACCCAUUCUAUGGACAUCUGCCCCUGCCACUUUGCAAUCAAAAAGCUGCACUCCUCACCCGCAGUCUUCAAGCAGUUUAAAAAUGAGGUUGAUGUGCUCAGAAGGUUUAGCAAUGAAAAGAACAAGCAUCUUAUCUCUUUGUUGGCCACUUAUGAGCACAGUGGCAACUAUUACCUGAUUUUUCCACUGGCGAAGGGCAACCUGAGAACUUAUUGGCAGGAAAUACAUCCGAACCCACGAAUGAACCGCUCGACCGUAUUAUGGGUUGCCAAGCAAUGCCAGGGAAUUGCAUAUGGAGUAUCGGCAAUCCAUCAGUAUCGGUCGGGUAACUGGAGCAACCUUGAGGCAAGGGAUUACAAAAACGCUCAGUUUGGUCAUCAUGGCGACAUCAAACCCGAGAACAUCUUGUGGUUUCAAGAUGGGCACGGGAGCAGCCCUGAUCCGUCGGGUUUUCAAGCGGGGACCCUCACGCUAACGGACUUCGGCCUCGCUGCUAUCAACACAGACCGCACCAUCUCGAGAAACCUGGUCGAGUUUCCUUGCUCGAGAGACUAUUCUGCUCCCGAAGCUGACCUCAUGAACUGUGGUCCUCCUGGGAGACAAUACGACAUGUGGACACUGGGUUGUGUUUACCUCGAGAUUGUCACUUGGAUGAUUGGAGGAUGGAGCCUUCUAGAGGAAUUCACACGCAGCCGAAGUGCGACUGACCACCAACCUUUUUGGACUUCACUCGGAAUCAAGACAGCCACAUUUUUCGAGCUCCAAUUCGAAGGUCUCGGCAUAAGUCCAGCACGCAUGACGGCCAGAGUAAAGCCACAAGUAACCAAGUUCAUCGAAAGACUCCACUGUGACCCGAGAUGCACCAGAUUUCUCCACGAAUUCCUUGAGAUGAUUCAGGAUGGUUUGCUCAUAGUCAGGGAGAAUGGGAGCAAGGAAUUCAGGUAUACCAGUGAGCAAGUUCACGUAAAACUGACCAAGAUGCUGGAAAGUUGCAAGAAUUCAGAGCAGUACGGAUGCGAACCAUGCCCCUGGAAAAGCAAGUCGAGCCGGAACUGACAAGAGCCGAUGCGAUAACACCGGGUGGUUUGCUUUCAAUCAUGAAUGGAUGAUAGAUAGAGGUAUGAAAAGAUUGAUGCUAAUGUGAACGAUUACUCGUGAAUUAGUUCACGAGGUAAAUCUUCUAAGGAGAUGUCCUUGUCAAUGCUUGGCUACCUCUACUGGACGUUGGCCAGUUCCUCAUCUUAAGACCUUUGUCUCUGUAUGAAGACCUACCAAGGGUAAAGAUAAU